Messenger RNA from Scomber scombrus (Atlantic mackerel), 1410 nucleotides. RefSeq names its product HtrA serine peptidase 4 (gene htra4). The transcript has 10 exons. The record is from RefSeq and is a predicted model, not a curated record. NCBI's taxonomy places the organism in Eukaryota, Metazoa, Chordata, Actinopteri, Scombriformes, Scombridae. Gene Ontology annotation, biological process: positive regulation of apoptotic process; programmed cell death; proteolysis. Gene Ontology annotation, molecular function: protein binding; serine-type endopeptidase activity. Bases 1 to 1410 code for a protein of 469 amino acids. Gene Ontology annotation, cellular component: extracellular region.
AUGAGGCCCAUGUGUUUACCUCUGGCUAGUGUUAUCAAAUAUGUAAUGAGACUCAUCCUCUUCUCCGCAGUUCACGCAGGCCUGCUGAGAAAAAGACACUCGUGUCCGCAGGUGUGUGAUGAGGCUCAGUGCCCGGUCCUGCCUCAGGCCUGUUACUACGGCCAGGUGAAGCACAGGUGUGGAUGUUGUAUGGUGUGUGCGGCCGGGGAGGGUGAAGAGUGCGGCGGUGGAAGCGGGCUCUUCUGCGGGGAAGGGCUGCGGUGCGACUCGGUCCCUGGGAAGAAGCUCCAGGGUUCCUGCGUCUGCUCCACAUCUGGUCCGGUGUGCGGCAGCGACGGCAGGACUUACCCCAGCAUCUGCCGCCUGACAGCCGAGAACAGGAGGGCCGAACUAGGAGAGACUGCAGCGGUCAUUUUGAUCCAGAGGGGACGAUGUGAGUCAGGACUGCAACAUCCAGGAAGCAUGCGCUACAAAUUCAACUUCAUUGCAGAUGUGGUGGACAAAAUUGUUCCAGCUGUGGUGCAUCUAGAACUUUUCCAAAGAGGGCCAUUUUCCAAUGAGGAGGUCUCUGUGUCGAGUGGUUCUGGGUUUAUUGUAUCAGAAGAUGGCUGGAUCGUCACUAAUGCCCACGUACUCAACAACAAGCAGCGGAUUAAAGUAGAACUGAAAAGCGGUUUCCAGUACGAUGCUACAGUCAAGGACGUGGACCAGAAGAUCGACAUUGCACUCAUCAAAAUUGAGACGGACACUCCCCUGCCUAUCCUGCGUCUUGGCCAGUCCUCAGACCUGCGUCCCGGCGAGUUCGUGGUAGCUGUGGGUAGUCCCUUCUCCCUGCAGAACACAGUCACCACCGGCAUUAUCAGCACUGCCCAUCGCAACGGCAUGGAGCUUGGCUUCAAGGACUCUGACAUGGACUACAUCCAAACUGACGCCAUCAUUAAUUAUGGCAACUCUGGUGGUCCACUUGUCAACUUGGAUGGAGAUGUCAUUGGCAUAAAUACCCUAAAAGUGACGGCAGGAAUUUCUUUUGCAAUUCCUGCGGACAGAAUACGUCAGUUCCUUGCUGAAUCCCACAACAGACAAGUUAAUGGAAAUGCAGCACAAAAGAAGAAAUAUAUAGGCGUGCGGAUGCUGCAGCUUUCCUCAUCUUUGAUCAGAGAUCUAAAGUCACGACAGAGUGAAUUUCCAGAUGUGAGCUCGGGGGUUUACAUUUAUGAGGUAAUCCCUGGAUCAGCUGCAUCCAGCGCUGGCAUGAUUGAUCACGACGUAAUCAUCGGCGUCAAUGGGCAGCCCAUUCAGACCAUGAAGGAAGUGAGCGAGGCUGUCCACACCGGCGCCGUGCUCUCUGUGGUGGUGAGACGAAAGGAUAGAGAUGUCAUGCUAACUAUCAUUCCUGAAGCAAUGGACUGA